This is a messenger RNA of Miscanthus lutarioriparius, 369 nucleotides long. NCBI's taxonomy places the organism in Eukaryota, Viridiplantae, Streptophyta, Magnoliopsida, Poales, Poaceae. The record is from the annotation of a GenBank genome assembly.
AUGACGCACGCCUCCUACUCCCGCGAGAACGGACGCGCGCUCGCCGUCCUGGGCCUGGCCGCCGCGGAGUCCGCCGCGGCGCUCCGCGCCCUGGCCGCCGACCUCGACGCCGCGCCCUCCGCCGUGUCGCGCGCUGCCAGCGAGGCCGCGUCCGGCGACGCGUGCGCCAGGGCCGGGGCGCUGCUCGGGAUCCCGGACGUCGUGCGCGUCGCCGGCCGGACCAGCGCGUCCGCGCCGACCGUCGUCUGCGGUGCCCUCCGGGCGCUCGUCGGCGCCGUCGCCGUCGACGCCAACAGCACCGAUGCCGCAGGGGAGGUGUUCUGGAGGCUGCACGCGCUCACUUCGUCUGCCGCCGUCGCCGCGGUGUGA